This is a messenger RNA of Cladophialophora yegresii CBS 114405, 687 nucleotides long. RefSeq lists its product as uncharacterized. The transcript has a single exon. Gene Ontology annotation, cellular component: nucleus. The coding region runs from base 1 to 687 and encodes 228 amino acids. The record is from RefSeq and is a predicted model, not a curated record. NCBI's taxonomy places the organism in Eukaryota, Fungi, Ascomycota, Eurotiomycetes, Chaetothyriales, Herpotrichiellaceae. Gene Ontology annotation, molecular function: histone H2A acetyltransferase activity; protein N-terminal-serine acetyltransferase activity; histone H4 acetyltransferase activity.
AUGUCAGAUCCCAAGCGAGUCAGGCGACGCCCAACGCGGCAGCAGAGCAAGAAGUCUCAAGAUCGGGCAGAUGGGGAGGGGAAAGUCGUAGAGACAGUCAAUGCUUUGUCAUGCCAGGACUUCUUCCAAAAGUACGAACCCCACGAGGCGCGUGUCAAGUUGUUAUCCAGUGAUCCACAGCUAGAUAGUGUGACCGUAGAUGAUGCGGCGAGUCUGUCAGAGCCUUGGCGGGAGACAUGUCUGAGAUUGAUUGAGCACACUAGCGCCCAUGACUACGACAGCUCGGACUUCGGGUGGUCGGUCAGCAGGAAGAGGAAGGAGAUGAAACUACCAGAGUUGAAAUACAUCACGCUUCUCGGCCAAGGCACAAUUGCUGGCUUCAUGUCCUUUAUGGUCACUUACGAAGACGGCUUGGAAGUCCUCUACAUAUACGAGAUCCACUUCUUUCCACACUGGCAGGGCAAAGGGUUGGGCAAGCAGCUGAUGGAUGUAGUCGGAAAAAUUGCCCUCAAUAUCGGUCUCGCGAAAGUCAUGUUGACUGUCUUCCGGGCGAACAAGAGGGCUGUUGACUGGUAUACCAAGUUAGGCUACCAAGAAGACGACUUCUCUCCUGGUCCUCGCAAACUCAGAAAUGGCACAGUGAAGGAGUCCAGCUACAUUAUCAUGUCCAAGCAGUUGAAGAGCUGA